GCACUGUAAAUUUUUGCAAUUUGAAAAUGCACAAAAAAAGAGACUCUGUUCGCAUGCCUGGGUUUUGAUAUGAAUCGUCAAAAUGGACGUUGACGGACGAGAUUGCACGGACUUCCUGGAGAGACCAAUCCAAGGUGUUAAUAGUUAAUACUACCUCCCGGAGCAGCGCACGAAGGCGUCUCGCGUAAAGAUUAGGCUGCUCCUUGCAGCGGUGACCACUGAGCUGAGCGGGAGUCAGAAGCAGCAGAGCUUCCUGUGCUCGCCGUCGAUUCGUUCAUGGCGUCCGCCUCUCCCUACGCCUGCAGCGCUCUAUCCCCGUCGCUGCGAUGCCCUCUCGCCCUGUCGCUCCCCUUCGCUUCCCCUCCUCCUGCCGUCCGCCUCGCCGCCCCGCCGCUUCUCCCGCGCCGCCUCGCCGUCUCGCGUCCAAGGACAGCCUCUGCGCCGGAGGCCCUGGUCCUGGAGUCUGACGACGAGGUUGAGGACGAGGAAGAGGAGGAGGCCGGGGUGGGCCUGUUCAAGGGCGAGGCGUGGGCGGCGGCGGCAGACGAGAGGGACGCGGUGAGGUCCCCGGAGCUGGAGGUGUUCGAGCUCGAGGAGCUGCCGGAGCAGUGGCGGCGGUCGAGGAUCGCCUGGCUCUGCAAGGAGCUUCCCUCCUAUAAGCACUCCACCUUCACCCGCAUCCUCAACGCCCAGCGCAAGUGGCUCACCCAGGACGACGCCACCUACAUCGCCGUUCACUGCCUCCGCAUCCGCAAUAACGACGCCGCUUUCCGGGUGUACAGCUGGAUGGUACGGCAGCACUGGUACCGCUUCAACUUCGCGCUAGCCACGAGGGUGGCAGAUUAUCUCGGGAGAGAAGGCAAGGUUGAGAAAUGCCGGGAGCUGUUUGAGAUGAUGGUCAAGCAGGGCCGAGUGCCUGCUGAAUCCACCUUCCACAUAUUGGUCGUUGCAUAUCUCAGCGUGCCAGGGGGGCGAUGUCUUGAGGAGGCAUGCACUAUCUACAACCAGAUGAUACAGAUGGGUGGCUACAAGCCUCGCCUCAACCUGCACAAUUCCUUGUUCCGUGCACUUGUCAGUAAGACGGGAGGGACCGCGAAGCACAAUCUCAGACAGGCUGAGUUUGUCUACCACAAUAUGGUCACAUGUAAUCUGGAGGUGCACAAGGAGGUGUAUGCUGGGCUCAUCUGGCUGCACAGCUAUCAAGAUGUCAUCGAUAGAGAUAGGAUCAAAGCUCUUAGGGAUGAGAUGAAGCGAGCUGGCUUUGAGGAGAGUACUGAUGUGCUGGUUUCAGUGAUGAGAGCCUUCUCCAAGGAAGGGGAUGUUAAAGAAACAGAGGCAACAUGGCAUAGGCUUCUUCAGAGUGGUUGUGAGCUUCCUGUGCAGGCAUAUGUCUGCCGAAUGGAGCUUUAUGCACGGACCGGUGAGCCUAUGAAAUCCCUGAAAAUGUUCAAGGAAAUGAAGGGUCGAAAUAUACCUCCCAAUGUUGCAUCAUAUCAUAAGAUAAUCGAAAUAAUGGCAAAAGUUAGAGAGAUAGAGAUUGCUGAAAAACUUAUGGACGAGUUUGUUGAAAGCCAUAUGAAGCAUCUGAUGCCAGCCUUUCUUGACUUGAUGUAUUUGUAUCUGGAUCUAGAUAUGCACGAGAAAUUGGAACAGACAUUCACAAAAUGCCUUGCCAGGUGUCGUCCAAAUAGAAUACUGUACACCAUUUAUCUGGAAUCACUUGUAAGGAUUGGAAAUGUCAAUAAGGCCGAGGAGAUAUUUGGUGAAAUGCAUAAUAAUGGGACAAUAGGUACUAAUGCCAAGUCUUGCAACAUCAUGCUAAGAGGGUAUCUUUCUGCGGAAGACUAUCAGAAAGCUGAAAGCAUUUAUGAUUUAAUGUGUAAAAAGAAGUAUGAUGUACAGGUGGGUUCUUUGGAAAAACUUCAAAGUGGUCUCCUCGUUAGCAAGAAAGUUGUCAGGCUGCCAAAACCUGUGAGCAUGAAGUUGGAUCAAGUGCAGCGCGAGAUUUUGAUUGGUUUGCUUCUUGGAGGCACUCGAGUAGAAUCUCAUGCACAGAAAGGAGUCCACAUGGUCCACUUUAAGUUCCAGGAAGAUUCUAAUGCCCAUUCAGUUUUAAGGGUGCAUAUUCAUGAACGCUUCUUUGAAUGGCUGCCUUCAGCAUGCAGAUCUCUCAAUGAUGAGAGCGAGAUCCCUUAUCGGUUUUCAACCAUACCUCAUUCACAUUUUGGUUUCUUUGCAGACCAGUUCUUUCUGAAAGGCCAGCCCGUCCUCCCAAAGCUUGUCCAUAGAUGGUUAUCCCCACGUGUUCUGGCAUAUUGGUACAUGUUUGGGGGCUUCAGACUACAAUCAGGUGAUAUUGUUCUUAAGGUCAAUGGUGGCAACAUUGAAGGUGUUGAGAGAAUUGUGAACUCUUUGCAUACACCGUCUUUAUCAUGUAAAGUGAAGAGGAAAGGAAGAUUCUUUUGGAUAGGUUUUCAGGGAAGCAAUGCUGACUCUUUCUGGAAAUUAAUUGAACCUUAUGUAUUGGACAGCUUUGUGAAUUCUACAACACAAGAAAGUGACAGCAUAAGUUCCUAUGGCUCGCAAGAUAGUGAUACCUAUUACGAGGGCGAUGUGCAGAGGUGUGAUAGAGGAAGUGAAUAGUGAAGACAGUGUAUGUUCAGAAGUAGUUUGUGUAUGUUCAGAAGUAGUUUAUAGGCUCUUAAAGUUCAUCAGAAUUAUCAGGAGUCUACGAAUUUGGUCAGAGGUUGGUCAUGUACAUUGCUUAUGCAUACUUUCCUACUAACACCAGAUUGCCCAGAUUAAUCUAGCACCUAUCCAUCUGGUCAUCUGUGGCCGUAGACUUGUACAAUACAGUCCUAGGCAGAAAGAUAACAGCCUGGUCGAUUCCCAUGGUACUCAUAUUUCCUAUUUGCACGUGAUUUGUUGUACAUUCGUUCA
Molecule: messenger RNA, 2940 nt
Organism: Phragmites australis (common reed)
Lineage: Eukaryota; Viridiplantae; Streptophyta; Magnoliopsida; Poales; Poaceae
Product: pentatricopeptide repeat-containing protein OTP51, chloroplastic-like
Exons: 2
Coding region: 277-2643 (788 amino acids)
Biological process (GO): mRNA cis splicing, via spliceosome; photosystem I assembly; Group II intron splicing
Molecular function (GO): protein binding; endonuclease activity
Source: RefSeq, a predicted model, not a curated record